Molecule: messenger RNA, 605 nt
Organism: Pyrus x bretschneideri (Chinese white pear)
Lineage: Eukaryota; Viridiplantae; Streptophyta; Magnoliopsida; Rosales; Rosaceae
Exons: 2
Coding region: 140-442 (100 amino acids)
Source: RefSeq, a predicted model, not a curated record
UCUGCCUCCAAUCUGUUGAGGUCCGAAAAAGCGCCCAAAACAAGCCCACUAUUUCAGCCUAACACCGCAACACACACAGCGAAUUCUGCCGAACGAAGCAAAACAAGGUGCUUUAUUGUCAUCGGUCAGAGAGACUCAGAUGCAAGAGGACACUCCGGAGAUUGGAAGCGGCGGGUCACAUACCCACUUGUGGUGGGCCGGGGCCAGCGCGGCUCAGCUGGGUUGGGCCGUUAUGUCGUCCCGGAAAGGCUGCGCCGGCAACUCCUUUACGAUGCCUUUCAAGGCCUUCGCCGUUGCUUCCCUCUACGUUGGCUCCAUCGCCACCGCCGGCGUCGCUGGCCUCCAUGCCUCUGGCAUCAGCGAGGUGGAGGAUCUAGUAGAGCUGGGUGAAAACAUAAGGACUGGACUUGGGGUACCUCGGAGGAGGUCGAGGGAGGAAUAACCUUUUAUUUUAAGGUUGCUAUAGUUUUAGGAUUCGAAAUGCAGUUUUUAUCGUAUAAAACCCACACCUGGGUUGGAUUUGCAUCAUUGUUCAUUUUUACUUGACUUGAUUACUCAUUGAGAAGUAUUUAUCGUCCCAUGAGUCCAUCACUUUCACUUCUCUA